AUGAAUAAUAAGAUUACUGAGGAAAAUGUUAUAGUUGCCGUUAGAGUUAGACCAUUUAAUAAUAGAGAACUUAAACGAAAUGCUCAAUGUAUUAUUGAAAUGCCUAAUUUAAAAGAAACUAUAAUAAGAAAUUAUAAAGAUAAAAAAGAAGAAAAAAAAUUUCAAUUUGAUUAUAGUUAUUGGAGUUUUGAUAAUUUUUUUAUUGAUAAAGAUGGAGUUAAUAUAGGUGAAUCACCAAAAUAUAUAAAUCAAGAAAGAAUUUUUAAUGAUAUUGGAAAAAUUAUAUUAAAUAAUGCUUGGAAAGGUUUUAAUGUUUCAUUAUUUUCAUAUGGUCAAACAGGAUCAGGUAAAACUUAUACUAUGGUUGGUUUUCAAUCUAAUAAGGGUCUUGUAUCAAAUAUAUGUGAAAAACUUUUUCAAACAAUAUUAGAAAAAAAAGAAAAAAAACAUGAAUAUCAAAUAUGUAUAUCAAUGUUUGAAAUUUAUUGUGAAAAAAUACGAGAUCUUUUGGUAACAGAAAAUAUUAUAAAAAAUAAUUUAAAAAUUAGAGAACAUCCUAAAACAGGAUUUUAUAUAGAAAAUUUAAAAUAUUUAGAAGUAAAAUCAUUUAAUGAUAUUGAAAAACAAAUAGAUAUUGGUACAAAAAAUAGAUCAAUAGCUUCAACUAGUAUGAAUAUGACAAGUAGUCGUGGACAUACAAUUAUAAGGUUAAAUUUUAAACAAAAAAUACCAAAAAAAUCAGGAAAUGGUACAACGACAAAAAGUUCAGAAAUUAACUUAGUUGAUUUAGCUGGUAGUGAAAGACAAAAAGAUGCUGAAAUUGAGGGACAAAGAUUAAAAGAAGGAAUUGUUGUUAAUAAAAGUUUAACAACACUUGGCCGUGUUAUAAAAACAAUUGUUGACAUACAACAAUGGAAAGGUAAAAAUAAAUCAAAUGUACAAAUUCCAUAUCGUGAUUCUAUAUUAACAUGUAUUUUAAAAAAUGCAUUAGGUGGAAAUUCUAAGACUAUAAUGAUAGCGACUAUCUCACCGGCAGAUAUAAACUAUGAUGAAACAUUGUCAACAUUACGAUUUGCUGAUAGAGUUAAAAACAUUAAAACUAAAGCUAUAAUAAAUGAAUCAGUUACAGAUAAAUUGAUAAGAGAAUUAAUGGAUGAAAAUAUUCGAUUAAAAGAACUUAUUGACAAAGGUGUAUCUAUAGAUGGAAAAGUAGCAAGUGAUGAUGAGGUGGAAGAAUUAAAAAAGCUACUAGAAAAUAAUAAAAUAGAAAUGAAAAAUUUAAAAAAAAAAUGGGAAGAAAAAUUUAAUUUAAAAGAAAAAGAUUUAAUACAUUAUAAUGAAGAUAUUAUUAAAAAAAAGAAAGAAAUACCACAUUUGUGGAAUUUAAAUGAAGACCCAGCAUUGACAAAUAAAAUUGUACAUUUUAUAUAUAAAAAUGAUACAUUAGUCACAAAUCAAACAGACAUUACAUACAAAAAUAAUAAAAUUGUUUUACAAGGAUUAUCAAUAAUGGAAAACCAUGCAAUUAUUUUUAAUAAAAAUGAUAAAAAAAUAUUGUUAAAACCAAAUGAUGGUAAAAAAAUAUUAAUUAAUGGUCAUAUUAUAUAUGAAGAAACUGAAUUAAAACAAAAUGAUAUUAUUCUUUUUGGUGGUAAUCAUAUGUAUGUAUUUCAAAAUCCCAAAAAAGAAGGAAUGUUAAAUGUAAAUGAAAUUACUUAUGAUAUGGCUCAAAUUGAUAUUGCAAGAAAUUGUGGAUUUGGAAAUCAAUUAAAUGGAAUUGGUAUAAAACAAAAUAAUAUUCCAGAAUUAGAGGAAGAUCUUAUAGAAUUGAUACCAAAAAUUGAUAGAACAAAUUUGAUGUGUAAACAAUUAAAAAUUGAUAUUGAAUAUAGCAUUAUUUUAGUCACUCCAGAAAGCAGAGGAUUGUUAAAAGGAUCUGAUCAAGCUUUAGUCAAAGCAACAAAUCAAAAAGAAGAUAUUUUUUUUAUUUGGUCAAAGGAUAAAUUUUUGACAAGAUAUUAUGAUAUUGAAGAAAUCUAUCAAAAUUAUAUUGAAAACAAGAAAGACUAUAUUAAAUGUAAUAUGGAUUAUCCUUUUUUUGAGUCAUUAAAAAGUGAAGUUUACAUUGGAACUUGUUAUGUUUCCUUAAAACCAUUAGCCAAAUUAAUUGAUAUUUCAAAUGAUAUUCCAAUUAUUGAUUUCAAUGGUGAAACAGUUGGUUCAUUAACAGUAUCUUUAGUUUCAUGUCAAUUAAGUGGUAAGGAAAUAGUUGGAGAAUUUGUAGAAAAAAGUAAAGAAAUAGUUGGUAAAAAUAUAGGAUUUAAAAUAAAGAUAUAUACAGCUAAUUCUUUAUCUAAAAGAUAUGAAAAAUGUUGGUGUAGUUAUAAAUUUUUUGAAGAAAGUUUAAAAAAAACUAUCGUUGGAAAAGGAAAUGAUGUAGUAUUUGCAUAUGAAGAUGUCUUUUACUAUAAGCCUGUUACAAAAAAAUUACUAGAAUACUUAGAAACAAAAACUUUAAUUAUUAAUGUACACGGAUACCAAAAAACAAGAUGUAGAGAUAAUUUAGAUCAUGAUAUUACACUUAAAAUUAAUCAAAUUUUUGAUGAUCCAAUUGAAAAAAAAAUUGAAGAAUUAAAGGUUAAUAAAAAUCAGGUAAAAGAAAAUGACUCUAUAGUUAUUUCUAAAAAAAAAGAUCCAAUUAAAAAAAGAACAGUCAAAAAAAUAUCAAACAAAAUUGUUUCUGAACAGAAAAAAUCACAACUAAGCAAAAAAAUUGUAAUUAAUAAAAAAUAG
Messenger RNA from Strongyloides ratti, 2793 nucleotides. Its product is annotated as Kinesin-like protein KIF1B. Gene Ontology annotation, biological process: microtubule-based movement; cytoskeleton-dependent intracellular transport. Lineage: Eukaryota; Metazoa; Nematoda; Chromadorea; Rhabditida; Strongyloididae. Bases 1 to 2793 code for a protein of 930 amino acids. The transcript is spliced from 2 exons. Gene Ontology annotation, cellular component: microtubule; kinesin complex. The record is from RefSeq and is a predicted model, not a curated record. Gene Ontology annotation, molecular function: microtubule binding; ATP binding; ATP hydrolysis activity.